CUGCAGAAGUGUGAUUGGCGUGGGAGGCGUCCAACGGGCUCGGGCUGGUCAGGGUACCUGCGCGGGACCAAGCGGGAACCGCCGCGCGGCGGCUGGGGAAGCGCGGGGCGGAGGCCGACAUGUUCCAGGGUGCGGACGGCCCGGCUGGCGGGUCUGGCUCCAGAUCCAUGAAGCCCCCAGGAGGAGAAUCCAGCAGUCUUUUUGGAACUCCAGAAGAAGGUAUUCCUUCAAGCAAGCCUAAUAGAAUGGCAUCUAAUAUUUUUGGACCUACUGAAGAACCUAAAAACAUACCCAAGAGGACAAAUCCUCCAGGAGGCAAAGGAAGUGGUAUCUUUGAUGAAUCGACUCCUGUGCAGACUCGACAACGUCUAAACCCCCCUGGUGGGAAGACUAGUGACAUAUUUGGGUCCCCAGUCACUGCCACUGCGCCCCUGGCACACCCAAACAAGCCCAAGGAUCAUGUUUUGCUCUGUGAAGGUGAAGACUCUAAAUCUGACCUGAAUGCUACAGCAACUGCCUCGCCCAAAGGAGAGCAGGGGGAGGACGGCAGCUCAAAAGCAGCCACCCACGCCAAGACACCAGAGCCCACACCUUCGGUUGACAGCCAUGAGCCCAGACUGGGGCCACGGCCUCGUUCCCACAACAAGGUCCUGAACCCACCAGGAGGCAAAUCCAGCAUCUCCUUCUAUUGAGAGGCUCCUGCUCUGCCUGUAAUCAGACAUAGGGUAUUGAAUGUUAGUGCUUCCUUUAACCCAAAUGAGUCAGGGUGGGAGAGGGUUUGUCGUGCGUGUGGGGUUGGCUGCUCAUGGACCUUAUUGCCAUUGGAAGAGUGGCAGAGAGAACUGUGCCUUCCACACUGCCAAGAUACACAUCUGUGGGAUAAAGCAGGGUGCUCUUGUGCCUCCUUCCUAGUUGUUCUGUGUAGAACAGUAAGGUUCUGGGGAGGGAAGGAGAGGCAGUACCCAUUAGCAAAAGGAUCACUAGGGUCUGUCUUGUCCUUGUAUCAGCAGUCUGCUGGCUGUUGGGCAUCUAAGAAUGGUUUGAUCAAAAAAAAAACAAGUCUGCCUAUCUCUCACUGUGGGAUGGAGUAGAAACACAUAAACAGGAACUCUUAAAGACAGAGUGAAGUCUACGUAGCCUCUCCUUUCAGGGAAUGCUUAUCACCAAAAUGUUUCCCCCUCUGAGAUUACCUCUGAACCCUAGUGUCUCCUUCCCUUUUUUCCCCUCAAUACAUCACCCUGUAGUGUUGGAACACGCUGUCCUUUUAGUAGCAGUCAACAGAAAAUCAAAGUUAUUCUAAGUCUUGUCCUGAGUGGAAGGUUUUAUACCCUAAUCCUCUGAAUUGUCCCCUUCCUGCACUUAAAACCGAGGCCAGGUCUAGGUAGCAACUUGUCUUCCUUUAUGGUUGGCUUGGUUUCUGCCAUGCCAAAUUUGCAUGUGAGUUGUUCCUUUUGUUUCUCUCACCAGCCUUAAGUGUUGGACUUAAUUCCUCACCCAUGAGGGGUCUCUUGCAAUUCAUGGUUCUUCUAUAUAUGAGGUCUCUGACUUCUGCAGGGCUUAAAAAACUACUCUGAUAUGUCCAGGUAUUGGGUGAAUUCUUGGUUUCCCUGUCUUGCUUUGUUCCUAUAGUUGGGAGGAAGACCUACUGAAGGAUACUGGGAUGGGCAGGUUUCUUUGCCAGUCUGUUGAAGUUUCUUAUGAAUACCCACGGGUUGUUCUUCUAACACCUAGAAAAACAUUACUGUGGUCCAGCAAAGCAGAAGAACUGCAUCCAAUUCCUCAACCUUGCUCAUGAACAGCCUGGGUAUUAAGCAUUUUGGCAAUAAGGUCACAACUGUCAUUUGACAGUCAUGCUGCUGCCAAUUGUGUCAUUUCAUGCCAGGCACAUGUCCCUUCUGGUUGGCUGUGAAGGGCAGCAGCCAUAGUUCCUUCUUUCCCUCUUGAGGUGAGCAUCUGUGAAAGGGGCUAAGUGGUACUACUUUUGUUCUAGUGCCUACAGAGCUUCAUAGCAGAUGCCAGAAAUGUCCUCAUUAAAUUUUGGAAAGCAACAGUUCUGCAGUCACACUUAUAUUGACCUAGAUGCUUAAGUGCCUGCAGGAGCCACCUGCAAAGUUCUGCUUCCUACACCUGGCUAAUUGAGGGGUUUGGCCAUAGCUGUGUCAACCAAAGAGUUUUUCCCCUUAAGUUGCCCUGUAUCCUGAAGCUAAGAAACAUGUGUGUGAUUCUGUAACGACUCAAAUGGGUUGUGGUUCAGUUGUGAGGAUGUCAUUUGGAAUUCAGAGCAUUUUUUCAUUUAAGAAAAUGUCAUAAAUGUUUGCUUUAUUUAGCCCAGACACUAAUGUCUUUAACCUAUAAGGGAAUAAUACAAUGAUAGGAAUAAACCUCUUAAGUAAAAAAUGAUUUGUGAAUUCCAAAUUGGAUUGUCAAGAAUGAAUCUGACAUCUUUGUGCUGGCCCUGCAGUUAACCCAAUGAGAGAAAAGCUCCAAGCACCACUUGCUGGCCUGGAUGGCUGAGAGUAUAUGGGGACCUGAGACAGUGACCCACAGCAGCUGCCUUAUUCAACUCCCCUGUCUUUCUAUCUCUUUCUCUGAAAGUGGGCUUAGAGCAUGGGCAUUCUGCCUCCUGGGUGGAGGUACUGUCCAGCUAAAUCCACUUUUAUACAGUUAUCACUUGCAUUAAAUUAAGCCUUAAAACUUUUUAAGUGCA
Messenger RNA from Phodopus roborovskii (desert hamster), 2707 nucleotides. RefSeq names its product Jupiter microtubule associated homolog 2 (gene Jpt2). The transcript is spliced from 5 exons. Gene Ontology annotation, cellular component: nucleus. The record is from RefSeq and is a predicted model, not a curated record. The coding region runs from base 120 to 692 and encodes 190 amino acids. NCBI's taxonomy places the organism in Eukaryota, Metazoa, Chordata, Mammalia, Rodentia, Cricetidae.